CGCGUUUCGCACGCGUAUCAAGCCAGUCGCGCCGGCACGUACUGGACUUUGACGUUUUUCAACGGAGCACGUGUUUCGCUGGCUAUAUUUCAUUACCGCCGAGUCGUCUCUCGUUUCUCCCCGCUUGAUUCUCAAAGACGCAUCACGAGCCGAUAGCGUAACAGCGAGACGAAAAAAAAAAUAGUAAAAAUUAUAAAAUGCUCUCGACGCUGCGUUUGACACGAUGCACGAGGCUGCUCGUCGAGAGGAAAAAGGCGCGAGGACACGCGCAUUGCUUCCGAACGAGCGCCAAAAUCAGCGACGGUCUCUUCGACAGGGAAAAAUUCGAGACCAGGCACAUCGGUCCCAGGGAGCACGAGCAAGAGGAAAUGCUGAAAUUUCUCGGUCUAAAGUCUCUGGAAGAGUUGACCACCAAAGCCGUCCCCGCCAACAUACUGUUCAACAAAGCAUUGGACAUCGAGAAGCCAGUCACCGAGUCCGAGCUAAUCAAUAGGAUACGCGAGAUCGCCGAUAAGAAUCAAGUAUGGAGAAGCUUUAUCGGCAUGGGAUAUUACAAUUGCUGCACUCCCCACACGAUAAUGCGAAACAUCUUCGAGAAUCCUGGAUGGACGACGCAGUACACGCCGUACCAGCCUGAGAUCGCGCAGGGCCGUCUCGAGUCUCUGCUCAACUACCAGACGAUGGUGUGCGACCUGACGGGCCUCGAGGUGGCCAACGCCUCGCUGCUGGACGAGGGCACCGCUGCCGCGGAGGCCCUCGGUCUCUGCCACCGUCACAACAAGCGCAAACGGGUCUUCGUCUCGGAUCGCGUACAUCCGCAGACGAUCAGCGUGAUAGCCACGAGGGCGGCCUCGCUCGGCCUCGAGAUGGAAAUAGGCGACGUUUUCAAGGUCGACACGAGCAAGAAAAACGUCGCCGGUAUACUGCUGCAGUAUCCGGACACGCGAGGCAGCAUCGAGGAUUUCGCGGAGGUGGUGGAGCGCGCCCACGCCGACAAGACCCUGGUGUGCGCCGCCACGGAUCUGCUCUCGCUGGCCCUGGCCAAGCCACCGGGCGAGUUCGGCGUGGACAUCUGCGUGGGCACGAGUCAGCGCUUCGGCAUCCCACUGGGCUACGGCGGACCCCACGCGGGCUUCUUCGCCUGUCGCCAGCGGCUGGUGCGCCUCAUGCCGGGCCGCAUGAUCGGCGUCACCCGGGACGCGGACGAGCGCGAGGCCUACAGGCUGGCCCUGCAGACGCGCGAGCAGCACAUCAGGCGCGACAAGGCGACGAGCAACAUAUGCACGGCCCAGGCGCUGCUGGCCAACAUGUCGGCCAUGUACGCGGUCUAUCACGGACCCAAGGGGAUCAGGGCGAUCGCGCGCAGGGUGCACGGCUUGACGGUGGCCCUGGCCCAGGGACUCAAGAGCCUGGGGAACGAGCUGGAGAACGAGCGCUACUUCGACACGCUGACGAUCAAGCCGAGGAUCGGUAUCGAGCGUGUCAAGGCCAACGCCGAGGCGAGAAAGAUCAAUCUCAGGUACAAUCCCGACGGCACUGUCGGCAUAUCUCUCGACGAGACGACCCUGACCAAGGACGUGGACGACCUGUUCGAGGUGUUCGAGGCCCCGACCACGGUCGACUCGGUCUUGGCCAGCGGCCUGACCAAGGGCGUGGGCCUCGUGGACUCGUCCCCCUUCCUGCGCACCAGCGCCUACCUCGAGCAUCCCGUCUUCAACUCGUAUCACUCGGAGACGCGCAUGGUCCGCUACAUGAAGUCCCUCGAGAACAAGGACAUCUCCCUCGUGCACACCAUGAUACCGCUGGGCUCGUGCACGAUGAAGCUCAACUCCACCACGGAGAUGAUGCCGUGCAGCUUCAAGGGCUUCACGGACGUGCACCCGUUCGUGCCGCGCGAGCAGUCGCGCGGCUACCAGCAGAUGUUCCUCGAGCUCGAGCGCGAUCUCUGCGAGAUCACGGGCUACGACAGCAUCAGCUUUCAGCCUAAUAGCGGCGCGCAGGGCGAGUACGCCGGCCUGAGGGCGAUACAGUGCUAUCACGAGUCGAGGGGUGACGGCGCGAGGCAGGUCUGCCUGAUCCCGGUGUCGGCGCACGGCACGAAUCCCGCCUCGGCCCAGAUGGCCGGCAUGAAGGUCGAGCCGAUCAACGUGAAGAAGGACGGCUCGAUCGACGUGGAGCACCUCAAGGCCAUGCUGGACAAGUUUCACGAGCGGCUGUCCUGCCUGAUGGUGACGUAUCCGUCGACGAACGGCGUCUUCGAGGAGACGAUCGGCGACGUGUGCGAGCUGGUGCAUCGGGCCGGCGGACAGGUGUAUCUCGACGGCGCCAACAUGAACGCCCAGGUGGGCCUGUGCCGACCCGGCGAUUACGGCAGCGACGUGUCGCAUCUGAAUCUGCACAAGACCUUCUGCAUACCGCACGGAGGCGGUGGUCCGGGCAUGGGACCGAUCGGCGUCAAGAGCCAUCUCAAGCCAUUCCUGCCGAAUCAUCCGAUCGUCGAGCCCUCGAGCGGAGAGAUCAAGGUAAACGAAGGCUUGGGAGCAGUGUCUGCUGCGCCGUACGGUUCCUCGGCCAUCCUACCGAUCUCGUGGGCGUACAUCAAACUCAUGGGACCGGCGGGUCUGCGCAAAGCCACCCAAGUGGCCAUACUCAACGCCAACUACAUGAGCAAGCGUCUGGACAGCCACUACAAGACUCUGUACAAGGGCUCGAGCGGCCUCGUGGCGCACGAGUUCAUCCUCGACAUCAGGGACUUCAAGCGUACGGCCAACAUCGAGGCCGCCGACGUAGCCAAGAGACUGAUGGAUUACGGCUUUCACGCGCCCACCAUGAGCUGGCCCGUGGCCGGUACACUGAUGAUCGAGCCGACCGAGUCCGAGGACAAGGUCGAACUGGAUAGAUUUUGCGACGCUCUUAUUGCUAUAAGACAAGAAAUAAAAGAUAUCGAAGACGGAAAGAUGGACCCGAAUGUGAAUCCUUUGAAAAUGGCACCGCAUACUCAGGAGCAGGUGAUCUGCGAUAAAUGGGACAGACCUUACUCAAGAAAACUUGCAGCUUUUCCACUGCCAUUCGUUAAGGGAAGUACAAAAAUGUGGCCAACUGUGGGGAGGAUCGAUGACAUUUACGGCGACACAAAUCUGUUCUGUACCUGUCCACCAAUUUUACCACAGCAAUCAUAAAUUUAGAAUAAUUUUUACUUGUAAA
Molecule: messenger RNA, 3204 nt
Organism: Trichogramma pretiosum
Lineage: Eukaryota; Metazoa; Arthropoda; Insecta; Hymenoptera; Trichogrammatidae
Product: glycine dehydrogenase (decarboxylating), mitochondrial
Exons: 9
Coding region: 198-3179 (993 amino acids)
Biological process (GO): glycine decarboxylation via glycine cleavage system
Cellular component (GO): mitochondrion; glycine cleavage complex
Molecular function (GO): glycine dehydrogenase (decarboxylating) activity; glycine binding; pyridoxal phosphate binding
Source: RefSeq, a predicted model, not a curated record